This is a messenger RNA of Macrobrachium nipponense, 3061 nucleotides long. RefSeq lists its product as uncharacterized. Lineage: Eukaryota; Metazoa; Arthropoda; Malacostraca; Decapoda; Palaemonidae. Bases 793 to 1989 code for a protein of 398 amino acids. The record is from RefSeq and is a predicted model, not a curated record. The transcript is spliced from 7 exons. Gene Ontology annotation, cellular component: neuron projection membrane. Gene Ontology annotation, biological process: synapse organization.
CCGUUGUCGAGUGAGGACGUGCCGCCGCCGGCUCCCGAGUGCCAUCCAUUCCCGCUCGCUGUAAUGCAUUUCGCGAAAAUGCGUCGAUGAGAAAGAUGUGAUUGGAUUUGCGUUAUGUCGUCUCGGUGGCGUGUCUGAAGCCUGUCCCGCGUCUAAUCGAUUGCUAUCGUGCUGUUUUCCUUUGUGGUGGAAGGAUUUUAGGAAGGACCCAGUGAAGGAUUCUCCUUGAAAUGUUGAGAGGCGACCUUUGUUGAUUUGUAAACAAAAGGAUCUUCAGUGAUUUGUAAACAGGACGUCAGGAAUUGAAGGAAAGAUAACGCGAUUUCUCGGUAGCCAUGUUGAUGUGACGUUGCAAGCUUUUUUUCUUAUGGUGGAAAUUAGACCUAUUGUGACACAUCACUUAUCAAGGCAUUAAACAUAAUAAACAUAGGCCUGCUAGGUUUGUCAAGGCAAUUAUGUGCAUAAGUAUAGGCCUUCUUUAUCACCCAAGGUAAUCAUAUGCAUAAAUAUAUAGGCCUACUGCAUUACUCGAGGAUUUUAUGUACAUAAAUCUAAAACACUUCAUAGUUUAGUCAGUGUUGAAAGCUACUCUCAAGAACAAGAUAUUUAAAGCAUAAUGACAAGACUAAAGAAGUUUGUGAUAAGAUUCGUCUAUAGAUUAAAGACCCCGGUUAAUUUCUUAUAAGUGAUCUAUAUAGUAUAUAGUCGAGUUAGGAAUUGGACGGGCGCUGAAAAAACGAAAGAAGAAGAAGAAGAAGAAGAAGAAGAAGAAGAAGAAGAAAACAGUCAAACAUGGUGGAUCUCAGCAGGGUGAAAAUAACGUUUGCUCUCCUGAUUAUCCUGGACCAAGGACCUCCCUCCUGGGGCAAAUACCUCACCUUCGGCUACUAUGGCAGCGGAUACUCCAGCAGUAGUAGCAGUAAAAUCAGCAACAGCAGUAGUAGCCUCCCGUCCCCUCCCACCCAGAGACAGAGGUACAACAUCCAGACCUACAACACAGGUGGCCAAAACGCAGCCAUGGCGGAGGAACAUCACCAGGACCAGGGUUCCCAAGAGCCAGUCGUUCGCCAUAGGCCUAUCCCUUGGAGCCCGAACACGAAGGGCCAUCACCACAUCGGCAUCGCGCCCUACAACCCCAUGGGGGACAGCAGACACUCCUGGGGGAGGAAUUCGUCGGGGCCGAGCUUCGAUCGCACCCUGGAGCAGAACGUCACGGCUAUGAAAGAUGAUAAGGCUUACCUGCACUGCAUCGUGCACAACAUUGGCAAUAAGACGGUGUCGUGGAUCAGGGAGGCCGACCUGCACAUCCUGACGGUGGCUCAGUACACCUACACGGCCGAUGGCCGCUUCGAGGUCAUCCACUCUCCCGGUGUCAAUUCCAGCUCGUGGAUCCUGAAAAUUAAUUCGGUGCAGCCGAGGGAUUCCGGACGCUAUGAUUGCCAGGUCAACACGCACCCAACCGACCCCAUCACCUUCCCUGUCUACCUCUCUGUCUUUGUACCGACGUCGCACAUUCUUGGGUCGUCAGAGAGAUACGUGGACAGAGGGUCAACCAUCAACCUGACCUGCAUUAUCAACCACAACCCAAAAACAGAUACCCAGAUAUUUUGGUAUCAUAAUAAUAAGAUCAUCAACUACGACAACCGCGACAGUCGUGUCAGCGUGAUCACCGACCGCGGGGUCGUCACCAAGACCAUCCUCCUAAUUCACGACGCCCACGACGCUGCUACAGGCACCUACUCCUGUAUACCGUCGCCCAGCGCCGUAGCCUCCGUCAGGAUACACAUCCUUAACGGAGAGAAACCAGCAGCAAUGCAGACAAACGCUGCUUCGAGCCUUCUUCGGUGCGACAGCAGCCUCUUAUUCCUCCUCCUGCUGAGUUACAUCUCCAGCUGCACUCCAAUACGCCACUACUUUCUCUCGCAAACAAUAGCUGCUGCAGCUGCUGCCGCCUCUUCCUGCCUUCUGCAUACAGUCUACACGAGCUAGGGGACUGGAACGCGGCGAAGGGGAGUAGUACAGGAUGUAUUAUCAUGGACUCUGUGCAUAUUAUUACCAUACUUGUUUUUUGUAUCAUACAGUGGUUGGUUUGCGUAACGUUUUCUUUAGCCCAUGCUGUACAUAGGAGAGCUAAGUCCUCAUUUCUACUAUAAGUUACAGGAGGGAUGUUGUGUUGUGUGUGUGUGUAUGUUUUUCUUCUUUUUUUUUUUACUGUGUAAGUGGUAAGUUCCUUCGGGGUACAAAAAGUGAUGAGCUGCGUAGGAAGACCGACUGAUAUGUGAAUGUGCGAGAGAGGAUUCCCAGGAUUGCUCAUCUUGCGAAGAAUGUGUUGCAUGUCUUCUGAAAUGUGGGCGUUAAGGGUUCAUGCUUCGCAUUUGCCUACAAAAAAAAAAUGAUCUAGUUGUUAACCCACCCUGUAUACAUAUACAUAUACACAAAUAAUUGAUGUUGGACGCAUAUUCCACACUCUGAAACCAGGUGCAACACCUAUAAACAGUCUAAGGCCACUUUGCAAUCACUUAUUCACUUACGAAUGGCCGGAAGUGCCCCAGUACUAGGCCUAGCGUAAAUUUGAUCAAAUCACUGUAACAUAUAGUGGAUACACAACUUCCUUAAGAGCGGAGGCGCCACAUUUGUAUGACUAACAUCAAGUUGCAGGCUCCUGUGGACAAGAAAUAAGCAGGGAAAUAAAGUAGUUGAACGGACUCCAAAAAAUGUCAUAGGCGCAACGUCGCAUUUGUAAAACCGAGCCAAGAUAAACAGCGGUUUCACAUCAAUCCUGCAACAGUGACGCUUUUGCCACAUCUAAGGACGUCAUCCUCGUGUUAAAAUUCCUCUAUUAGUCUCAUAUUUUCUCUCUCAUUAAAGAUGAAUCCAUGCUUCUGUAAGCAAAAACUAAAGCUGUGUAUUUGGAUAUUAGCUGAUUCACUGUCAUCAAAAUUUUAACCAUUCGGGUGUUUCUUGGAAUUAGCUAUUCCUGGGUGGGCCAUCUUAUCUUUUAAUUUUCCUACAUCUAGGCUAAUACGUGUUACUGAAAAAACACAAAACACACACACAUCUA